Trematosphaeria pertusa is the source of this 1734-nucleotide messenger RNA. RefSeq lists its product as uncharacterized. The transcript has a single exon. The record is from RefSeq and is a predicted model, not a curated record. The coding region runs from base 167 to 1675 and encodes 502 amino acids. NCBI's taxonomy places the organism in Eukaryota, Fungi, Ascomycota, Dothideomycetes, Pleosporales, Trematosphaeriaceae.
UGCACUUAUAUUCACUAUGCCGAAGUGCGGACAUGUCACCGUACGUGGGAAAGCAUCUCAUGUAUAAGUCAUUUUUUGCGCUGGUAGCAGUUUUUCCUACACUCCCUCAUCACUUCCCCCAACGCUAAUCGCUGCUAGCUAGACUUGCGUCUGCAACCCGUACGUUAUGGACAAGCUUUCCACGGAGCUCGAUGCAAACAUAGCUGAAUGCCUUUCUGGAGACGCUCAGGCCCUUAGCGCCCUUUCGCGGGUCUCAAAGUACUAUAAAGCUGUGGCAGAGCCCUUCCUCUACGAGGAGAUAGCCAUAGCUGACUCUCGACACAGCGCGAUAAAGUCUCUGCUCCUCACUCUCCUCAAUCGUAAUGGACUUGCUCUGCGCAUUAAGAGCUUUUCUCUUACAAUGGGGGGCCGUGGCCCCCCUCCGCCGCUUCGAACUGAUCUUGGAGAAGCGUUCAAGGGGACGUUUAGCCACAUGCAGAAGAUCGGCGACAAGAUUCAUGAGAUGGUCCGACCGACUACAACACCUGAUAUCGCACUCGUGCUGGAUUGGGUCCGGCAGGUGCUUGAUCCAGCGCCACACGCCGACGGGGCCUUAGCGCUCGUCUUGUGCAUGGCUAACAAUCUUGAGAGCCUCUCCCUCUACGGCACCUAUGGACGCCGCCCGAAUACCACUCUCAGCGUCCUUCAACUUCCAUGGCAGUUAGGCCGCGGACCAAAUGAGGACUAUCCAUUCCGCAAGCUUAAGCACUUCCACUUUAAUCAUGUGGUAUGGGACCGUGAGCCCACAGAUAUUCCCACUCCGUUAUCACUAAAGUCCCUCCACAUUGAGGGGACCGGCUACUGGCGACGGGGCCAUACCAAACUCCCUUUACAUUUCCCCUUAUCAGAGCCCUUCACUCCAGGCUUAUCUACGCUCGUUCUGGAGGAUGACAACGACUUUGCGCCCGAUUUCAUGGAGCGUACUCUUGCAUCGCCCUGGUUUCGUAAGCUGAAGCAACUUAUCUUAAAAACCAAGGAGGGUUAUUGCGGUCAGCUGCUCAACGACUACGAUCCUUCCAGGCUAGUGCGCGCCAUGGAAACGCAUGUCCCCGAGCUUGAAGUCUUUGAAUGGACACGCCACCGCCUAUGGCCGACCUCCGCUCGCGGCAAAGGUCCCAAGUUCGACUCUUUUAAGGGCCUCAAUAAGCUGCAUACCUUACGGCUUGCCAGCGACCUCCUCAUUCCUGACUCAGACACGCUCGGUGUAACAAUUUCUAAGAACCCUUAUGCUGUCUUUCCCGCCAGCCUCCAAUAUUUGGAGCUCACAAACCUCUGCCGCGUAGGUCCACUCGUCGAAGGAUUCUACCGACACUUUAAUAUUGGCCGAGCGGAUGGUGAGGGAUUCUCUGUCCUCGACGCACUCAAACGCCUUCUUGCUACCUUCCCCCUGAAGGGCCUCACUCUCAGAGUCAUGAAAUAUGACGAUUUUGGCACUCUAUUGUCUGACUUCUCUAGCAAAGACGAACUUGAGCCGCAGACCGUCUUCUUCCUUCGGUAUGCGGCGGAUCAGCUCGCCAAGCUUGGAACGCGCCUGGAUGUGUAUAUGAUGAUGGGUGUGGACGAGGAUAGGCUUCUAAUUCGGCCGGGAUAUACAGCGCCGCGACCUCACUCAAUAGAUUGGCUUCAUGAGUCUUAAAGUGUCGGUUCCCUGAGCGGCAGCCGUGCGGAGCGCGGCGUUGCUUUUGUUCAUUACCG